Messenger RNA from Rhizophagus irregularis DAOM 181602=DAOM 197198, 838 nucleotides. RefSeq lists its product as uncharacterized. NCBI's taxonomy places the organism in Eukaryota, Fungi, Glomeromycota, Glomeromycetes, Glomerales, Glomeraceae. The record is from RefSeq and is a predicted model, not a curated record.
UUACAGUAUAUUCCUCAUAAACAAAGAUGAUUGAUAUUUUAAAUGGGUUUGACCAUUUGUUGGUAGACAUUCAUUCCAAAGAUUUACACGAACAAAUCUCUAAACGGCUUAAAAUCCAAUAUCUAUCAGAUUCCUCCCCCUCAGAAUUCAAAGAAGCGAAAGGAAUCUUUUUUGGACCUUAUUUCAGAAUCAUUGUCUCUUUACCCGUUCAAAUCAAACAAAAAAGAAAGAAUGUACAUUUUAUUGUAAAUACUGGUUCUCCAAAAACAUAUAUUUGUAAAGAAGUGUAUGAAUCCUUCGGAUUGACCACAUCAGACUCAACUGUUCAUAGUAUAUUAUUAAACAAUAUAUUUACUAUAAUACAUUUACCUCCGUCCGAUUCGCAUUAUUUCAAUGAUAUUAAUAUUCUUGGUACAGAAUACUUGAAGAUUGCACAUGCAAAUUUAACUAUAGAUUUUGAAAAUGAUCAUAUUUCAUUAUUUUUUGAUCAACCUAUCCCUAUAUCAGUACAAACUACUCCUCAAUUGAAUGAAAUUGUUGGACUGGGUAUAAUUGCUUUUGCUUUGUUUUUGAUUUUUAAAGAAAACCCUCGAUUUUUUUUUCCAAUUGCAGUUGUAUUUUUAUCUUACGAAAUUUUUUAUUUUACACAAAUGAUUCAAGAUAAAUAUUUUUAGUAAAUUUUCUAAUUUUAUGUUUCUCUAUUUUUAUUGUUCAGUUUAUAUUUUUAAUUGAUAAUUUUCAAUUUCUAAAUUAAUUUCAGUCAAAUUAACUUUUAUAGUAUAUUUCCCAUAUGAUAUAAAUGUUUAUAUCAAUAAGUAAAUAAAACCUAAUAUCACCG